Molecule: messenger RNA, 4006 nt
Organism: Lactuca sativa (garden lettuce)
Lineage: Eukaryota; Viridiplantae; Streptophyta; Magnoliopsida; Asterales; Asteraceae
Source: RefSeq, a predicted model, not a curated record
UGUAACUUGGAUAGAAGAGGGGUUGAUCUUGAGUCAUUGCUUUGUCCGUGUUGUGAAGCAGGCCCGGAUUAGGGCAUGGGCAAACAGUGCAGCCACACAGGGCCCAUUUAUUUUAGGGGCCCAAAUUUUUUUUAUAAUAUAUAUAUUAUAUACACGAUAGUCGAACAAGAUACGGACUAAGGUUAAAGGUCAUCAAUCGCUCAUCGACCACGCACCACCAGAAGACAGAAGUGAAGUGACGAAGUCGAUAUUCGAAAUUGCACAACCAGUCGAGCACCUCUAUGAAAUCGUCCAUCAAUUCAGCAGCAUGUAGUGAUUUUCAGGUAAAAGGUUUCUACUUUUCUUUUUGUUUCAUGCCUUGAAUCAGAAUUGCCAAAUCAGAUUAUCAUUUUAUCAGACUAUGAUGUUAUGUUGAUUGUUUAAUUUUUAUCAGAAAUCAGAUUGCGACUAGCAAAUGUAAUACUAUUGAUAAACUAUCAAUAAAUCAACUUGAUUUAUGUAAGUUUUAAUUUCAUACGACUCCAAGUUACACCUAGCUUUCCUAACCCAAAUCAUUGAGUUUUUUUUGUACCCGUGAACAGAAUAUCAAGGUUCAGCCACUCCCGGUUUAGUAAAUAACAUCUAGGUAGUAAGGUAGGAUUUUAGGCAAGAGAAUGCAUACACAUGGUUUGAAACCCCAUAAAUCAACUCACGUAAGUUGUAACUUAUGUGGAGUUAAUCAAUGAAUGUGUGUUUCUGUGUAAAGAAAGUUUCUUGCACACUCAAGAUUUGCAGAAAAUGUUCCUGUAAUUUUUCUUCUUUAAAGGAUUAAUACCAACAAAAUGGUAAGAACCUAUGUUGAAAAGUUCAAAGGGGCAUAUUAGAUUAAGUGUUAUAACUAUUGAUGAUACUCUCCAUAUUGAAACAUGGAAAGGCUGUCACCAAGUUGAAAAGAUCUUGGUACUACUGCAGUUUCAAGAAUCAAGACAAAUUCAUAUUUUUGAAAUCCUUAAAAGUUGGAGGUUUUCAAGAAGUUGAAGAUGUACACUCUAUAGAUGGUGUAUGUAUGGUGAUAGAUCCGGAUGAAAAGAUUCAAGAUAAUAUUAUGAUGUUUUUGAUGGUUUUAUAAAGAAACCAAUUAAUGAAAAUUUAGUGUUUAAUGAAGAAUUGGAUAAUAUUUUGUUGGGUAAUAAGAGGUUAAGGAACCAUCUUCAAGGUAUGGUUUUAUGGAUAUCAAAUUCAGUAAAUGGACAAGUGAUAUAAGGUGUUGUUGGUGAAACAUGUCCAUUCACUUGGGUUAACUCUUAACCCAAAGAAUACAAAAUUGAAUGAAAAAAGGGGCCUUUUUAUUCCGGCUCGGCCUGGGCAUUUAAAUCCUUAGGACCGGGCCUGUUGUGAAGUGGAACAAGAGGAGAGGAAUCAUCUAUUUUUCGAGAGUAACGUUGCACGUCUACUUUGGCUUAAAGUUGCUAAGUUGGUGGAUAAGUCAAUUCCUACUUUUCGUGAAGUGACAGAUUUUUUUAUAUGGAUUGAUGGUAUUCCGGCCGCUCGGUUCCAAAGGAUGAUCAUGGAAUCGAUUUGUGCUUCUCUCAUUUGGGUCUUAUGGACGUAUCGGAACAAUCUUGUUUUUGGCAACAAGAAGAAGUACAAGAAAGAGUUUAUAUUUGAUUCUAUCAUUUCUUUUUCUUAUAAUUGGUAUUGUAAUAGGAAUCGUAAAGCUAGGAAAAAUUGGAAUGAGUGGAUGCUUAAUCCUCUCAUGAACUAAUUUGUUCUUGUUUGCUAGUUCUUUUGCUAGCCUUUUUAUUUCAUUCAGUCGUUCAAAAAAAAAUAUAGUAAAACUUGUGAGGCAGGAAUGACCAAAUUCACCACAGUAUAGUUUUUUAUUUUUUAUUAGCUUAUAGUCCGUGAGAAUCAUUUAAACUUUUUAUAUAGAUAAAAAAAAAUAAUAAAUGUAAAAAAAAUAAUAUAUUGUCGAUUGUAAGUAUGAAUUAAUUUGUUAAACAAAAUAAACAUCAUAACGUUAUUAGGAUAUGAUUUUGUAUUUUCAAAUUUUGAAUUGAAUUUGAUUUGUUAUAAAAAAUAAUAAUAAUAAAAAUCAUAGAAAAAUGUCACACAUCAAAGAAAUAUUUUAAAAAUUUUAGAUUUCAUUUAUUAGAAGAGAUGGAAUAGAAUAAAAUAGAAGAGAUAGAUUUUUUAUUUUUUUGUUUAAUUUUUACUUUUUUUACUUUUUUGUAUUUUGCCCCUUUUUUUAUUUUAACCAUGUCCAUCUCACUUUUUUGUAGUACUAGUCAAACACGAAAAUUCAUUUGUCCGAUUUGGAAUAUUUUAUCAAACUUGGAAUAUCUGGCCAAUUAAACUAGGACUCCACUAUUUAAAACUUAACUAUCUUCGAGAUUUUAUGUUUCAUCAAAAACGACCUUUUGGCUUUUUCGAUCAUAACUAAAAUGUCAGUUUUUUCUUCGCCAUCAAAGUCAAUAAAAGAUAGCCAGCAUGACACAGAAGAAUGGAGACAGUGGCCAAAACUGAGAAGAAACCUCAUGUCAUCUUUAUCCCACUUCCAGCACAAAGCCACGUUAAGGCGAUGCUCAAACUAGCGCAGCUUCUUCACCACAAGGGACUCCAAAUAACAUUCAUUAACACAGAGUUCAUCCACAAGCGUUUGCUCAAGUCUGGUGGUGUCCACAGCCUCGAUGGAUCAAAUGGUUUCCAAUUUGCAACCAUUCCAGACAGCAUUCCUCGCAGCUCUGAAGAUGACGAUGGUCUAGAACAUCUCCUUCCUUGUGUUGAAACCCACUUCCUGACUCCUUUUCUUGAUCUUGCAACCAAACUCUCAUCUCCUCCAACUCUUAUCAUCUCUGAUGGCUUCAUGUCGGUUUUCACCAUUGAUGCUGCAAAAAAGUUGGGAAUCCCGGUCAUGCUCUACUGGACGCUUGCAGCUUGUGGCUUCAUGGGUUUUUACCAGACUAAAUCUCUCUUGGAGAAAGGACUUACACCACUUAAAGAUGAAAGCUACUUGACAAAUGGAUUUUUGGAAACCAUUGUUGAUUGGAUCCCGGGAAUGAAAGAAAUCCAGCUUAAGCAUUUACCAAUAUUAGACCCUUCGCACAAACUGUUUACGUUCUCUAUGGCAGCUACACAAAAUGCCCACAAAGUCUCAUACAAUAUUAUUCACACGUUUGACACAUUGGAGACUAGUCUUGUGGAUGUUCUUUCGUCCAUGAUUCCUCGUAUUUACACGGUUGGUCCAGCGCAGUUACUUCUUAAUCAGAUUCCGGCAAAGGAAAGACAAGCUAAAAUGUCGAAUUUCAAUGGAUACAGCUUAUGGAAAGAAGAACCAGAGUGUUUGCAAUGGCUCGAAUCCAAGGAAUUAAACUCUGUGAUUUAUGUGAACUAUGGGAGUUCAACAGUAAUGUCUCUACAAGAUCUUAUCGAAUUUGGUUGGGGACUUGCUAAUAGCAACCACUAUUUCCUUUGGAUAAUUAGAUCCGAUGUUAUCGUUGGAGAAUCCGCAGUUUUGCCUCCUGAGUUUGAGGAGGUUAUAAAAAAGAGAGGUUUUAUAGGAAGCUGGUGUCCACAAGAAAAGGUGCUGGAGCACCCUUCCAUUGGAGGGUUCUUGACUCACGGUGGUUGGGGUUCCACCAUCGAGAGCUUGUCUGCUGGUGUACCAAUGAUAUGUUGGCCAUAUUCGUGGGACCAACUGACGAAUUGUAGGUAUAUAUGCAAGGAAUGGGAGGUUGGGAUGGAUAUGGUGAAGGACGUGAAAAGGGAUGAAGUUAGUAAGCUUGUACAGGAGUUGAUGGGUGAAGGAGGUGACAUGAUGAGGAAGAAAGCCAUGGAGUGGAAGGAAAAGGCUCUUGUCGCAACAGCUCCCAAUGGUUCAUCGACCUUGAACGUGAACAACCUUGUCGAGGAAAUCAUAAUGUUGUCAAGAAACUAAAAAAAAAAUAUUUAUACAUUAUUUUCCUCAUGUAUUGUAUAGUCGUUAAGAUUUACCAUGUUUUAUGUAAUAUUUUUAUUUUUAAUGGUA